AUGGAUUAUAGUGACUUUAACGAGAAAAACUCUGCUUUCCGCUUUGCUGAUGUGGGUACGUUACCAAAACGAAUGAUGGCACCAAUCGAAGGCUAUGAGAAAGUAGCACUUGUAACACUUGAGGAAGCUGUGAAACCUCUUGUCGACAUUGUGCCUAAAGUCGAACGAAAUGUAUUCAUUGUCAAACAAAACUGUCAAGAGCCAGAAGAUGGUUUAACAAUUGAUGAAUCAGCUUCAAUAAUGCUUUACACCUAUGAAUCAAUGCCACGUGAAGACUCCCUGUACGUAAAGCUUAAUGCAACUUUACGGUCUGAACAAAGAAAAAAUUUAAUUCCAUGGUUUCUCUAUCUUCGGCUCAUACUAACAGCGCUUGCUCGUCUUCCAUCAGAGCGUUCUUUUGUUUUUCGAGGAGUUAGAGAAAAUUUGUGGACUGACUAUCCACUAGGCAAGAUUUUCAUUUGGUGGGGGUUUUCAUCAUGCACUUCAUCAGUCGAAGUGUUGGAGAAUGAACAAGUUUUUGGGACAACUGGAAACAGAACUCUAUUUCGAAUAGAGUGUACUGCAGCAAAGAACAUUAAAAAACAUUCAUUUGUUACCGGUGAAGACGAAACACUUUUAUUACCUGCCAGACAAUUUCAAGUCAUAUCUAGUUUCGAUUCUGGCAACGGACUUCACAUUGUGCAAGUUAGAGAACUGAAACCGCAGUUCGAUCUUCUUGAACCUGUUUCACUGUCAAGUCCAUCAGUCAAACACAAAAAAGACUCGCAAAUGAAGCCUCAACCAAUACCAGUAAGAGUAAUGGUUGCAGGUAAACCUAUUGCUGAAGCGAUGGAAGAGCAAUUAGCGACAAUGCAGCUAAACGUGAAUACCAAGUUACGAGGUCAGUAA
This is a messenger RNA of Rotaria sp. Silwood2, 888 nucleotides long. The record is from the annotation of a GenBank genome assembly. NCBI's taxonomy places the organism in Eukaryota, Metazoa, Rotifera, Eurotatoria, Philodinida, Philodinidae.